UCGCUAAUGGUGGACGCGUGAGGUGGAGGAGCGCGGCGGCGGGAGGCAGCGGGCAGCGCGGCGGCGGCGCCAUGUCCGUGAACAUGGAUGAGCUCAAGCACCAGGUCAUGAUCAACCAGUUCGUGCUGACGGCGGGCUGUGCGGCCGACCAGGCGAAGCAGCUGCUGCAGGCGGCCCACUGGCAGUUCGAGACAGCCCUUAGCGCCUUUUUCCAGGAGACCAACAUCCCCUACAGCCACCACCACCACCAGAUGAUGUGCACUCCUGCCAACACCCCUGCCACGCCCCCCAACUUCCCUGACGCCCUCACCAUGUUUUCCCGUCUCAAGGCUUCCGAGAGUUUUCACGGUGGUGGCAGUGGUAGCCCAAUGGCCGCCACGGCCACAUCCCCCCCGCCGCACUUCCCCCACGCCGCCACCGGCAGCUUCGCGGCCCCGAGCUGGCCGACUGCGGCCUCGCCCCCAGGGGGGCCACAGCACCACCAGCCGCAGCAGCUGCCCCUGUGGACUCCGGCACCUCCCUCCCCAGCGUCAGACUGGCCACCCUUGGCCCCCCAGCAGGCCGCUUCAGAACCAAGGGCCCACCCUGCCAUGGAGGCCGAGAGAUAAGGGAGGCCCCUCCCCCCUCCCGGAGGCCAGGACCCUGUGGGGGGGGGAGAGGAUGUCUCUGUGGGCCCCCUUCACCCUCCUCUGUCUGCACCCCCCGUACCCCGGAGCCCUGGAGGGGAGAGACCGGACCCUGGUGCCAGCACACAGGCUGCCCGCGCACAGACAUGGACGCGCAGGCACAGAGCACCCACCUUGCAUGGAUUUGGUUCAGAGUUGUCUUGGUGCUGGUGGACAGAACUUUGGAGAACAAGCAGCCUUCCCCAGAGGACUUGCUCGCCCUGCCCCACCCCAGGGGGCUGCGGAGAAUCGCCACAGCAGCGGAGACUUGGCUGGCUCCUGCCUCGGAGCUCUUUGGGGGCCAGCAGGCCCAGAGCCCCACUCUUGGGAAUGCAGAGCCUUCUCCACACGUGUGUGUAGCUGUGUCUGUAUUUAUAUGUAUGUCGCUCUCCAAGAAGCAACCUAGUUUAGGGGCAGCUGGACUUUGCAUGUUAGAGUGAGCCCCCAAGCCCCUUGCCCGCCACCCCUCUCCCCAGGGCCCUGCCUCUCUCUCCCACCCCCUUGUCAGCCAGCCUUGCUGUUCCCUGCAGAGAAGAGAAUUGUGGGAAACUCCAGGACUCUUCCCACCCAUUCCCCAGCGCCUGCCUGCUGGGGCUGCCUGCAUGCCUCCCCCAGAGCCCGUGGGUACCUCACACCCUUUCAAUUCCCCCUUUUAACAAAAAGAGAAGAAAGAGUUCAAACCACCACCAGGCUCUGUGGUCUUGCCUC
Messenger RNA from Odobenus rosmarus divergens (Pacific walrus), 1373 nucleotides. It is a transcript of the gene UBALD1, whose product is annotated as UBA-like domain containing 1. Lineage: Eukaryota; Metazoa; Chordata; Mammalia; Carnivora; Odobenidae. The transcript is spliced from 3 exons. Bases 72 to 608 code for a protein of 178 amino acids. Gene Ontology annotation, molecular function: protein binding. The record is from RefSeq and is a predicted model, not a curated record.